GUGACUUUAGCAGCCUCUUGUCAUAUGACUUGUUUGUGCAACCAUGGCGUCCAACCCGGCAGUGAAUUUAUUCUGCUGUUUUCCGCUUGUUUUAACAAUUAGCUGUUUUUUGUUCAAUAAUUUUGCGCCGACUGGAGCUGAAAUACAAACGGCGGUUAUUGAUAAAAACACGGGGCAGCUUUCACUCAUUGUUGGGUAUCGAGAAGAUUUUGUGGCCUGGGCAAACUUUACCGACAACAUCCAGACAACAGGGUGGGCUUCCUUGGACAUCACAACAAGCAGUCAAUAUAAUGACAGUAUACAGGCAUACGCUGCUGGAGCCGUGGAGGCUGCAGUCACAUCUCAGCUUAUCUACAAACACUGGAUGAACACGCUUAUGGGUUACUGUGGGCCCUUCUCGAGAGAUGCCGGUUACUGUGACCGCCUCAAGACUUUUAUCACUAUCAACCUGCAGUGGGUUCAGGAGCAAAUUGAGAAGCAACCAAAUUCACCUUACUGGUACCAGGUUCGCCUUGCUCUGCUACAGCUGAAAGGUUUGGAGGACAGUUACAACGAUCAACUGUCAUUUCCCUCUGGCCCGAUAUCCAUCAACCCAUUUGGUUUUCUACUCUUCCAAAUGGGUGGAGAUCUGGAAGACUUGGAAUCGGCUCUCAACAAAUCCAGCUUGACUCGACCACUGGGAUCCGGCUCCUGCUCUGCUCUCAUUAAGCUUCUUCCAAACAAUAAGGAUCUGCUGGUGUCACAUGACACCUGGAAUGGCUACCAAUCCAUGCUGCGCAUCAUGAAGAAAUACAACUUUGCCUUCAGUGUUUCCCCCAUGGAUAAUCUUCUUCUUCCUGGAAGGGUCCAGGCAUUCUCAUCCUACCCUGGAUCAAUUUUCUCUGGAGAUGACUUCUACAUCCUUAGUAGUGGCUUGGUUACCCUGGAAACUACCAUUGGCAACAGCAACCCUGCUCUGUGGAAGUUUGUUCAACCCACAGAUACGGUGAUGGAAUGGCUCAGAAACAUUGUGGCUAAUCGCCUAGCAGUGACGGGUAAAGCCUGGGCGGAGCUAUUCAGCAAGUACAAUAGUGGCACGUACAACAAUCAGUGGAUGAUUGUGGAUUAUAAUAACUUCUCUCCAGGCAAGACUGACAUAAUGGAGGACCUCUUUGUUGUAUUGGAACAAAUUCCGGGACACAUUGUUUUUACCGAUAAAACAGAAGAGUUAUUGCAAAAAGGAUACUGGGCAAGUUAUAACAUACCGUACUACGAGGAGAUAUUCAAUGCGAGCGGCUGCAAUGAGCUUGUGAAAAAGUUUGGCUCGUGGUUCUCCCUGGACCAAAAUCCCCGGGCUAAGAUAUUCAGAAGAGAUCAGAAUAAGGUUACAGAUGUUGCCUCAAUGAUGCGCCUCAUGAGAUAUAAUAACUUCAAAGAAGACCCCCUGUCACUGUGCCAAGGCUGUAAUCCACCUGAGAAUGGAGAAAAUGCCAUCUCAGCCCGCUCUGACCUGAAUCCGGCCAAUGGCACCUACCCAUUUGGAGCUUUAAGACAGAGAUCCCAUGGAGGAACAGACAUGAAGAUGACCUCCUAUGGGAUGUUUCAUCGCUAUGAAAUGCUGGCUGUGAGUGGGCCAACAUGGGACCAGGUACCACCCUUCCAAUGGAGCACUUCUCCAUACAAAGACCUGCUGCACAUGGGCCACCCUGACCUUUGGAUGUUUAAGCCUAUUAAAGUCACCUGGACGUCUUGAUUGCAGUAAUGUCUUAAGUAACAGUGCUGGAAUGGAAGUUCACUUAACAUUUUGACAAAGGGACAUACUUUCAGGAUUUUCAGUAGUAGUCUGUUUUGCACUAUUAUAUUAAUGAAGGCACAGAAUGGAGUUUGGAAUAUAAGGGACAUUAUGAAAAACUUAAUUUACAGUCUUUUUAUUGCACACUGAUUUAUUUCUGAUCAUGUUUUAUUUUAUCUAAAAUCUACGAGGUACAAAUCUUCCGCAGUUAAGUUAAAUCAUUGAUGUGAUUGUGGUAGACUGCAUCUUGGAAUUAUGAAAACUUUUGUAAAUAAAUGCCAUGAUCGUUGCCUU
Messenger RNA from Doryrhamphus excisus (bluestripe pipefish), 2065 nucleotides. It is a transcript of the gene plbd2, whose product is annotated as phospholipase B domain containing 2. Gene Ontology annotation, molecular function: glycerophospholipase activity. Gene Ontology annotation, biological process: phospholipid catabolic process. NCBI's taxonomy places the organism in Eukaryota, Metazoa, Chordata, Actinopteri, Syngnathiformes, Syngnathidae. Gene Ontology annotation, cellular component: extracellular region. The record is from RefSeq and is a predicted model, not a curated record.